AUGCUUACUAAAUCUAAUGAUGAUAUUUUUGAAAAUCAAAAGAAGUUGGCUGUUGAAUCAACUAAAAAGAUUACCCAUGUUGAUGCCAAAAUUGAUAAAUUUGUUGCUGAUUUUAAGGAGAUGACUUCUAAUAUGAAAAAUUUCAUGGCAGAUUUUCAAACUUCUUCUAAUAAAGUCAUUGAAGGAUUUCGCUCAUCACUUCAAUAUGAGAAAGAAGCUCUUUCCAGUAUUUAUUAUGGACUUCAACGUGAUAAUGCAGAUCAUCACACGUCUAUUGCAAACUCAAUUUUGAGGUUGCAAACUGAUCUUGCUCAUGAAAAUAAGAUUAUAGAUUCCCUUACAUUAUCAACUUAG
Messenger RNA from Lactuca saligna, 354 nucleotides. The record is from the annotation of a GenBank genome assembly. Lineage: Eukaryota; Viridiplantae; Streptophyta; Magnoliopsida; Asterales; Asteraceae.